Messenger RNA from Rhinolophus ferrumequinum (greater horseshoe bat), 4185 nucleotides. It is a transcript of the gene SLC9A3, whose product is annotated as solute carrier family 9 member A3. Gene Ontology annotation, biological process: regulation of pH; proton transmembrane transport; sodium ion transport. Gene Ontology annotation, cellular component: brush border membrane; apical plasma membrane. Gene Ontology annotation, molecular function: sodium:proton antiporter activity. NCBI's taxonomy places the organism in Eukaryota, Metazoa, Chordata, Mammalia, Chiroptera, Rhinolophidae. The transcript is spliced from 17 exons. The record is from RefSeq and is a predicted model, not a curated record. Bases 146 to 2881 code for a protein of 911 amino acids.
ACCAAGACAGCAGCCCGCACCCGCAGCGCUCUCGACUCUGUGACGCCGCCCGACAGGAGUCCUGCCGGCCGGCAAGUCCCGCCGCCGAGCGCAGCCAGACUCACAAGACAUGAGCGUCCCGACACGGCGCUGAGCAGUGCCAGCGAUGUCGCGGCGCGGGGCCCCGGGCCCCUACUUAGGGCUGCUGCUGGCGCUGCUGGUGGCGCUGGGCGAGCUGCCGCAGGUGCGGUGCUCUGAGCAGGAGCCUGGCGGCGCGCACGGCUCAAACCAGGGCUUCCAGGUGGUUACCUUCAAAUGGGACCACGUUCAGGACCCGUUCAUCAUCGCUCUCUGGAUCCUCGUGGCCAGCUUGGCCAAGAUCGCCGAGAACUGCUCACCGCCCCCAGCCCUGCAAUGUCAUGGAGCGCGAGGACCCUCCAGGGCAUCCCACACCCUGGACCCGGCCUGGUCUGUCACUACCUCUGAGAGGACUCAUGGUGGCCUUGUCCAAGGGCAGGCUGCUAUCCCCUCAGCCUCAGCCUCCACAGCGGGGACAUGGCCAGCAGCCAUAUCUUUCCCAGGUGUGGCUGUGAGGGUGACCCAAGCAGGCUUCCACCUGUCCCACAAGGUCACCAAUGUGGUCCCUGAGAGCGCACUGCUCAUCGUGCUGGGCCUGGUCCUGGGCGGAAUCGUCUGGGCAGCCAACCACACCGCCUCCUUCACGCUCACGCCCACCGUCUUCUUCUUCUAUCUGCUGCCGCCCAUCGUGCUGGACGCUGGCUACUUCAUGCCCAACCGGCUAUUCUUUGGCAACCUGGGCACCAUCCUGCUGUACGCCGUCAUCGGCACCGUGUGGAACGCGGCCACCACAGGCCUGUCCCUCUAUGGCGUCUUCCUCAGCGGCCUGAUGGGAGAUCUGGACAUUGGGCUGCUGGACUUCCUCCUGUUUGGCAGCCUGAUUGCGGCAGUGGACCCAGUGGCCGUCCUGGCGGUGUUUGAAGAGGUCCAUGUCAACGAGGUCCUGUUCAUCAUCGUCUUUGGGGAGUCUCUGCUGAACGACGCGGUCACUGUGGUCCUAUACAAUGUGUUUGAAUCUUUCGUGACGCUGGGUGGUGACAAGGUGACUGGUGUGGACUGCGUGAAAGGCAUAGUGUCCUUCUUCGUGGUGAGCCUGGGGGGCACGCUGGUGGGGGUCAUGUUCGCCUUCCUGCUCUCCCUGGUGACACGCUUCACCAAGCACGUGCGCAUCAUCGAGCCCGGCUUUGUGUUCGUCAUCUCCUACCUGUCCUACCUCACCUCCGAGAUGCUGUCCCUGUCGGCCAUCCUGGCCAUCACCUUCUGCGGCAUCUGCUGCCAGAAGUACGUGAAGGCCAACAUCUCGGAGCAGUCCUCCACCACCGUGCGCUACACCAUGAAGAUGCUGGCGAGCGGGGCCGAGACCAUCAUCUUUAUGUUCCUGGGGAUCUCGGCCGUGAACCCCUGCAUCUGGAGGUGGAACACGGCCUUCGUGCUCCUCACACUGGUCUUCAUCUCCGUGUACCGGGCCAUUGGUGUCGUCCUGCAGACCUGGGUCCUGAACCGCUACCGCAUGGUGCAGCUGGAGGCCAUAGACCAAGUGGUCAUGUCCUACGGUGGUCUGCGUGGGGCCGUGGCCUUCGCCCUCGUCGUCCUUCUGGACGAGAAAAAGGUCAAGGAGAAGAACCUGUUUGUCAGCACCACCAUCAUCGUCAUCUACUUCACUGUCAUCUUCCAGGGCCUGACCAUCAAGCCCCUGGUGCAGUGGCUAAAGGUGAAGAGGAGUGAACACCGAGAUCCCAAACUCAACGAGAAGCUCCAUGGCAGGGCUUUCGACCACAUCCUGUCAGCCAUCGAGGACAUAUCAGGGCAAAUUGGACACAAUUAUCUCAGAGAUAAGUGGUCCAAUUUUGAUAGAAAAUUCCUCAGCAAAAUCCUUAUGAGAAGGUCGGCCCAAAAAUCACGCGACAGAAUUCUUAAUGUUUUCCAUGAGCUCAACUUGAAGGACGCCAUCAGCUAUGUGGCCGAGGGAGAGCGUCGGGGGUCCCUGGCCUUCAUCCGCUCCCCCAGCACGGACAACGUGGUCAACGUGGAUUUCAACACGCCACGCCCCUCCACCGUGGAGGCCUCCGUGUCCUACCUGCUGAGGGAGAGUGCCAGCGCCGUGUGCCUGGACAUGCAGUCCUUGGAGCAGAGGAGGAGGAGUAUCCGCGACUCAGAGGACAUGGUCACCCACCACACACUGCAGCAGUACCUGUACAAGCCGCGGCAGGAGUACAAGCACCUGUACAGUCGACACGAGUUGACUCCGGAGGACGACGAGAAGCAGGACAAGGAGAUCUUCCACAGGACCAUGCGGAAGCGGCUGGAGUCCUUCAAGUCUGCCAAGCUGGGCUUCAACCAGAACAAGAAGGCGGCCAAACUGUACAAGCGGGAGCGCGCCCAGAAGCGGAGGAACAGCAGCAUCCCCAACGGGAAACUGCCCAUGGACAGCCCCUCGCACAACUUCACCAUUCAGGAGAAAGACUUGGAACUUUCUGACCCAGAGGAGGCCCCUGACUAUGGUGCUGAGGAAAUGAGUGGGGGCAUCGAGUUCCUGGCAAAUGUCACCAGGAAUGAAACAACGGACUCCCCCUCAGGAAUUGACAACCCCGUGUUCUCCCCGGAUGAGGACCCGAGCAUCUUGUCCAGGGUGCCGCCCUGGCUGUCCCCCGGGGAGACGGUGGUGCCCUCCCAGAGGGCCCGUGUGCAGAUCCCCCACUCUCCCGGCAACUUCCACCGCCUGGCUCCCUUCCGCCUCAGCAGCAAGUCAGUGGAUUCCCUCCAGCUGGCCGAAGGCCCCAAGGAGCAGCCCCACAGCUCCCCGCCCGAGUCCACACACAUGUAACCGGCUGCCCCUCCCUGAGCCCUAACACCUGCUCUCUCCGCAGCUCCUCUCCCAGGCGUCGGCCUUUCUCGGCCCUGGACCUGAGCUUCUGCACUUUCUCCAGCAGCUGCUUUCCUCCUGCUAAGCCUGUUCCCACAAGCCUCUUGUUCUGGGCAUUUCUUAGGGGACCGUCUGAGUCUCCACUUCUCCAGCUGGGAUGUUAGGGGAUCUGACUGUUUUAGCUUUGAUUAGAAUUUACUGUCAGUUGAUCACUAACUACUUUAGGUGUUUAAUGCUUAUGGCCAGUCAAUGAAACUAAGUCACGAGCUCAGAGGGGACUGGGUACUGGCAGGUCAGGGGUGCUGUGUGGAAAAGGAACAUCUUUUUCUCCCUUAAGGCCCCAGGGCCCUGGGAAAAGCCCACAUGACAGAAGUGAGUCCCGGAGAAAAGCAGCAGGUCCCUUUUACCCUCAUACAGAGAGGAGUUCAGGGGAAAGGUGCAGAGAGGGGUCCCCAAGGGCUGGGAAGAGAAGGGGUGCCCACCAGCCAGCUGCCCAGCACCCUUGCUGCAGGCCCUUUGGGACCAGGAGAGGUGGGGAGAAGUUACCGCCAGGGUGGUGGGCAAGCCCCAUUCCACGAGCUGCAGGGGUGUUCUUGCUGGCUCCCAGGAGGUGCUGCCUCCACUACGCCUUCCACAGGAAAGGGGGUUCAGUCCCCUCGGGCAGGGUUUGGGGCUUAUUUCACAUGUCCCUUGAGUGACUGUUGGGCAUGUGGGAGGAAAGGGAAAACAGGCCUUCCCCCAGCAUAGGUCAGGCAGGCUCACAGGGGUUUCACGGUCCACCUGAAGCAGGAACACCUGUUUUUCUCUCCUGAGAACAUGGAGGGGGCAGUUAUCUAGGAGGGGGACCAAGUCGUACUGGCCUUGUAGGCACAGUGGUUUCUUGGUACACGAGCUGGGCUUUCUCCUGGACGUUUCUGGGACUACAAGUGACGGUGCACAGGGCCGCGUCUCAGGAGGUCCCACUGCCGGUCCUAUCAGGGAGCUUGUGGGCAGGAUCCAGCGUGCUUCUCUGCCUCCUUCUGGCUUCCUCCCUCCUGAGGUCUCCGCCUUGGAACCCCUGGGUCUUAGAGAAGGGCGCUGCACUGGGGCGGGAAAAGGAGACACCUUUCAAGGGUCUGGAGAGUCAGGCCCUCUGCUGACCCCAUCACUUGGGUCAUAGCCAGGGUGUGGCCUCCAAGUAUCCCAGAACAUUGCAGGUGGUGGGGGUGGGCCCCAGGCUGGGUCUGUGGGGACCCUCCUGUGUCCCCAAGUGCCCCGCGCUCACG